Molecule: messenger RNA, 4109 nt
Organism: Wyeomyia smithii (pitcher-plant mosquito)
Lineage: Eukaryota; Metazoa; Arthropoda; Insecta; Diptera; Culicidae
Exons: 14
Coding region: 526-3840 (1104 amino acids)
Biological process (GO): regulation of transcription by RNA polymerase II
Cellular component (GO): nucleus
Molecular function (GO): zinc ion binding; DNA-binding transcription factor activity, RNA polymerase II-specific; RNA polymerase II cis-regulatory region sequence-specific DNA binding
Source: RefSeq, a predicted model, not a curated record
CAAGCUGUGUGCGGGCCCAGUUUAGUUGCAAACUUUGCCAACGUCACCGCCGAGGCAAAAUCGCGCUCACCGCACCAGGUAUAGAAUUCCGGAACUGCGCCAGCAGGCUUCGGUACCGAUUCGCAAGCGUGUGCGGACUUUUUUUCGUUCAUAAUUUUUCACCGUGCGACGCCCGCCGGGGCAGCAGCAAGGGCGCGCAGAUAGACAGGUAGUGAUAGCCCAGGAUUCGGGAUACAUCCAGACCCCAGAGCCUGGUCUGGAUGGUGUGUGGAUCGCGCGGGGGUUCGAAAGGAGGAACAGAACAUCAACAACAAUAAAGGAAAACUAGUGCAACAAUAAGACGGCCUUAAAAUCGGGGGAUUCGGCUGUGUUCUUCCAGAAGAAAGAAAGUGCCGCGCUGCUGGUGUGCGGGAGGAGAUUUUCCAGCCCGCGUCGGAGACGGUGCAGGACCAUGCGGAAGAGGGUCCCUGCAAUGUAGAAAAAAACCCGGGCUGCCAACGGCAAAUACGACGCGUCCUCUGAGAUAUGCACCAGCGGUCCAAAGCGGUGCACAUCCGAGACAACGAAGCCCAGCCGGUUAGCCCCGUGGAUCUGCGGUCUCGUAUGGAUGGUUCAUCGCCGCCGGAACCAACGGAGCACCGAAGCCAACAGAAAACCAGCAGACAAACGCCGUCCGAUCGUGGCAGUGGUAUGCAAAGAACUUCCUCCGGGGUAGUUUCCGUAUCCACCGUCAGUAGCAGCACCGGUCGUAGUGCCGAUCAUCAGCAGCUUCUUCAACACCAACACCAACAACAUCCUAGUAAUUAUCGCCACUCGACCCACGGGAGAAAGUCAAGUCCCGGAAGUGACGGUGCGGUCAGUUCUUCCACCAAUUCCAGCGGCCAUCGAGUUGAACCUCCAACCGAAGCGAGUUUGGACCGUUCGGCGGCGGCCCUACUAAGACACAGUUCAUCGGAUUUAUCGCCAUCGAUCGGUGGAUUGUCUUCCGGACUGAAAGAAUCUAGUAAGUGUCCAACACCAGGCUGCGUAGGACUUGGCCACGUAACUGGACUAUACUCGCAUCACCGGAGCUUGUCUGGAUGCCCUCGAAGGGAUAAGGUCUCAUCUGAACUACUUGCCCUCCACGAAACAAUCCUAAAAUGUCCCACGCCCGGCUGUAACGGGCGGGGCCACGUCAGCGCCGGUCGCAACUCGCACCGCAGUCUUUCCGGUUGUCCGAAAGCGGCCGCCAGUAAGGCAGCCGCCCGUGAACUCAAGUACCAGAAUGGAUUGCUCUUCCGGCAGAAGCUUCAUUCAGCAGUCCUAAACUAUCAACAGUUGAACGAAUAUCGGUCCUCUCUGAUCAGUCAAGCGCAGCACAGUCGCAGUUUGUCUCCGAUCGAUCUACGGCCGGAGCAAUUUUCACCCGUAGAGAACAGCGCUGCUGAAGAAGAGGAACCACAGAAUCUAAAAACCUCCGACCGGCGGUCGGACGAACCGACAGAAACUAGUAAAAGGCAGUCCGAAUCGGUUCCUAAGGAACCGAUUCCAGUUAUCAAAACCGAGAAACCCGACUUCGACGGUGAGUUGUCUUUGAACGAUCGACCAGCCAUGUUGGACGCCAGCAUGAGUUACGACCGCCAGGCGGACUACCGUUACAGUCACCAGCAGCAUCAACAGUAUACGAACCAUAUGACGGGCUCCGCUUCGGGUUACGACUUUGGUGGUUACCCAAGUCGACCGUACGAUACGGGUGCAUUCGAGCGGUACGACCCCCGGUACGGUUCCGCACCGUACGUCGAUCCGCAGAUGAUGGAAGAAUACACUUCCCCAAUCGGAGCGGCGGUGGGGUUUCAACAGGCGCAAGGUCACACACCGACAACUGUUGGCCUUGCGCCGGGGGAGCCUUCCACACCGAUUACUCCGGUGCUCAAGCUGGAACCGGACGAGACCAGCAGCACGACUGGACCGGUCUGUCCACGGCCACUCUAUCAUCCUACCACCACCAGCAGCAGCAGCAGCAGCAACAGCAGCAACAAUAUUGGUGGUACGGCAGUUCUUCAGAAGGUAGCGACCCAUCAGCAGCGGCCAUCUUCGGCAAUCAAUUUGAGUGUCAAGACCAGUUCGGAACUGGAUUCGGUCGGUACUACCAGGGGCAGCAGUAAAUCGCCAGCGGUUGGCGAUCGAGCUCCCGUGAUGGAUCUCUCUGGCGCCCCGAGUGUGACCUCCUCCGCUGUGACGGCCUCCUCCUCAAAAGUUGCCAGCCCUCAAACGCUGGAUCUGAGCGUCGGUCGACUUCCCAACAGCACCGUGAGCCCUCGGAUUAAUCAACGAGCUUCAACAACCGGUUCGCCAGUUCCCAAAUCUCCCCAGAAUGAACCGAUGGACUUUAGUGGACCCACGCGACCAGGACUGGGCUUUGGUUUUAUGGCACCACCGCCGGUCGCCAUGGGCUACAGUCGAGAUUCCACACCGGACAGUGCUUCCUCGCACUACAUCACGGACGGCUAUCGAGAUCAUAGUGCUUACCCAUCAUCAGCAACGUCAUCGGGUGGCUACGGAAUGGCCGCAAUGGAGUAUGUGACCGGGUCCGGUUACCCCGGAUACGGCCCACCGGGACCGUAUCAAAGCUGUAGCCCUUACGGAGCGCCUCCCCCGCAUCCGCCCUCGAGUCACCAUCAUCACCACCACCACCAUCAUCAUCUGUAUCCGUCUUCGGGAGCGUACGGUGCUUCGACUGGCCACUAUUCGAUGCCACCACCCAGUCACAUUCCGUCGCAGGAUCGGCUGCUUGCUGAUGGGCUUUCGGGAUUGAGCAGAGCAUAUCAGCAUGUCAGCUCGCAGGAACUUCGCUGUCCUACGGCUGGCUGUGACGGGUCGGGACAUGCUACAGGGAACUAUUCGUCGCACCGAAGUUUGUCCGGCUGUCCGCGAGCUACCAAGCCGAAAAAUAAACCCAGAGAUGGAUCCGAAGCGGAACCACUGAGAUGUCCAAUCCCGGGUUGUGACGGUUCCGGACAUUCUACGGGAAAGUUCCUGUCUCACCGUAGUGCAUCUGGUUGUCCAAUUGCCAGUCGCAAUCGAAUGCGGAUCAUCGACAGUGGUGGAACCAACAUCGGCGGAAUCAAAUUCGGAAGCGAUUCCGGAUAUUCCACGGAUGGUUGUGAAGCUUCCAAAAAGAUUCGUUUCUCCGAUGAGGGUUCUGAUAGAAUUAUCAGAAACUAUAACGGCAUAAACGACUUAGUCAGCUCCAAUGACACCCGAAGCAGUGAAGCCAGCAACCAUUCGGUAGCCGAUCUAGUGGACAGCUACAACAGCCAACAGCAGGACUCUUACCCAGGUGACCACAAACCACCGCUGCAGGGCGAACAACAACCGACAGCCAGCUCCGCUGGAGGUGAAGAUCUUCUCUCACUGGAAGCGGAAAUUUCCGAGCUGCACCGCGAAAACGCUCGAGUCGAGUCACAGAUGCUCCGACUAAAAACCGACAUCAACGCCAUUGAAUCACAGCUCAGCAGCACCGAUCGCCAGAAAGUUGAAACUCCAGUUGGCCAUGCCCAUGAAAACGGCGUAGGAGAAUACUACGGCAGCCAGUCUACUGCUCCCAACCAAACGGAGCAAACCAAUACAGUGGACGGUAAACAGAGCAAUAAUAAUAGCAACAUUUGUAAAAAUCAAAACAAAGAGCCAGAUCAACUUGAUCAGUACACCCAACAUCAGCAGCAACAGUAUUACAAUUCCACCGGUUAUCAUGACACUGCUGUGCCACACUACGGACUCGAACAGCCAGCAGCGCUGGAUAACCGAUCUCGAUACUACGAGUACGGUUCGGCACUAACUGCUACGGCAGCGCCAAUUUAAGAAAACCAUGACAUACACAGUGUAUAACGAAUUUUUAAACUGAAACUAUAUUUUUGGUUUUUAUAAUUUUCGAUACUCAAUCGGAUCGCUCACUUACAUAUCAAAGUAGAGAGGAGAAAAAUUUCUUUUUUUUUGGCGAUUGAAAAACCAUAGAUUACCUAUACUGUAAACCCUUAAAACUAAAGUCAUCUGUAAAUUGUGGCGAGCAUUGUGCUCGCAAAAAGACUAUGAACUACCAAUAAAAUUUCGUGUAGAAUCUUUGAAUUUUA